This is a messenger RNA of Tupaia belangeri chinensis (Chinese tree shrew), 2656 nucleotides long. It is a transcript of the gene IRAG2, whose product is annotated as inositol 1,4,5-triphosphate receptor associated 2. Gene Ontology annotation, cellular component: endoplasmic reticulum membrane. The coding region runs from base 10 to 2385 and encodes 791 amino acids. Lineage: Eukaryota; Metazoa; Chordata; Mammalia; Scandentia; Tupaiidae. The transcript has 24 exons. The record is from RefSeq and is a predicted model, not a curated record.
AAACAUAUCAUGAAAGAGAAGCUAAGUCUUUGCAUAUUAAUGCUGACCAGCUUGGGAAACCACAAAGAAUCUCUUGAUACGGAAUUUGCCAAGUUAAUAGAAAUUUUGAAGAGAUUCAAACUAGAAUGUGUUUAUUUCAGAAAAGAACUACUUUCCAGUCAGAAACAACUAGAAGUCAUUCAACAACUGCAACAAGAUGCUGUCAACCAGGAAGCCAUCCUCAAGAGGAAACUUCGAGAAGCUAGCCAAAGACCGGAGGACGCAAAAGAACAGGUUAAGGAUCAAGAUUGGGCAACCCACGCUGUCAGUGAAAAAGCUAAGUCUUUACUGCAUGAAUUAGAGGAAGCAGGAACAAUUCCGGAACAACGGAACCUCCAGACUGUAAAUACUGAGCUAUCGAAGACUUGCCAGAUACGUGAGCAGAAAACGAGGAAACUGAAAACAACAAAUGAAUCACUUCAAAAGAAGUUAAUUGAAGGGCGACUCCACAGCUUGCUGUCUCAGAGUUGUUUAGAUGAAGAAUUUUCACACUCCCUUCUCCUGACUUGUGCAAAUACAAUUCAACAGCCUCUUCAAGAAAAGUUGCAGUGUUAUCACAGAUUGUCCAGUGGCCAAGGAGCUAGGCUACAUCAGACACCCCUCACUCUGAAACUUACGUGCUGGUCUACACCUCUGCUGGACGCCUUGUAUCUGGACAGUCUUACAGCAAUUCCAAGGCUGAAACUGACACCCUUCUCAUGUGUAACUAACAGUGUCUGUGCUUCACGUGAAGGGCCCCAAAAUGGAGAAAUAAAGGAUGGUGCUUUUGAUGUGACAAGACGACACAAGUGCUCAGGCCCGACAGCUCGCUCCAGCCCAAGAACAGAGCUCUCAGGCUGCAGCAGGAUGAACGAUGGCCUAAGUAUGGAAGAGAAUGGUGUUGAACACUCAUGUUCUAAGAUCCAACCACAGCCCAGGGAGUACCCCACACUGCCAUCAUCCAGACACCCUUCCUCCACAGACAGCACUGUAACUUCCAGUGACACUGGGUCAGAGAUUUUGAAUAUGGCUUCUAGUGACCCAUGCUGUAAACCCCUCUGUGAAAAACAGGAGGACAAAAGAACAGCUUCUACCUUGAUGGAGACCCAAGGCACGAGGCCAGCUCAGGACAAUGUGGCGUGCCAAGGCCCUGUGAGUAAGGAUAAAGCCAUAUUCAGUCUGGAAGUGAAAGAGGAGCCCGAGACAAUAGCUGCACCUAGGAGAGAAUGCGCUUCAGGAGACACUGCCGUUUGCCCUCUUCCCGUAACCACUGUGAAAUCAGUUAACUUUAAACAAAGUGACAACACUUCUGCUAAUGAAAAGGAGGUGGAGGCAGAAUUUCUCAGAUUAUCUUUGGGAUUUAAGUGUGACUGGUUUACACUGGAGAAAAGAGUGAAGCUUGAAGAGAGGUCCCGUGACUUGGCUGAAGAAAAUUUGAAGAAGGAAAUCACUAACUGUUUAAAGCUAUUGGAGGCUUUAACACCUCUGUGUGAUGAUGACAACCAGGCUCAGGAAAUCAUUAAGAAGCUGGAGAAGAACGUAACGUUUCUUAGCCAGUGCACAGCACGAGUAGCCAGCCGGGCUGAGAUGUUGGGAGCUAUUAACCAGGAGAGCCGUGUUAGUAAAGCAGUUGAAGUGAUGAUCCAGCACGUAGAAAACUUGAAGAGGAUGUAUGCCAAAGAGCAUGCAGAGCUAGAAGAACUGAAACAGGUUCUUUUACAGAAUGAAAGGUCUUUUAACUCUCUUGAAGACGAAGAUGACUGCCAAAUUAAAAAGCGUUCAGCUUCUCUCAACUCCAAGCCAUCUUCUCUUCGAAGAGUGACCAUUGCUUCUUUACCCAGAAAUAUUGGAAGUGCUGGAAUGGUGGCUGGGAUAGAAAAUAAUGACCGAUUCAGUAGGAGGUCAAGCAGUUGGCGUAUUUUGGGGUCAAAGCAGAGUGAACAUCGUCCCUCAUUACACCGCUUUAUUAGCACCUAUUCCUGGGCAGAUGCCGAAGAUGAAAAAUGUGAUCUAAAAACUAAAGAUGACUCAGAACCACCUGAAGAGGAAAUAGUAGAAAGGACAAGGAAACCAAGUCUUUCUGAAAAGAAAAAUAAUCCAUCAAAGUGGGACGUCUCCUCAAUUUACGACACGAUAACUUCCUGGGCAACAAGCCUCAAGACUUCUAUCGGCAAGGCUAACAAGGCACUCUGGCUCUCGGUGGCCUUCAUUGUCCUAUUUGCGGCCUUGAUGAGCUUCCUCACGGGCCGGUUCUUCCACAAGUCAGUGGAUGCUGCUCCCACACAGGAAGGGGACUCCUGGGUCUCUCUAGAGCAUAUCCUGUGGCCAUUUACUGGACUCCGACACAAUGGGCCACCACCGGUGUGACCUCAGCACAUCCUAAUACAAGUAUCUGGAUUUUUAAAUCUGGACUUUGUCAAUUAGUAACUUUUAGCUGGGAAAGUAUAGGACGGAACCAGAGCUUCUCAGGAUGACUGUAAGUUAGCUUCCAUUCCCUUGCUGUGUGAUCACCUCCCCAACUACAAUACAGUGUCUGGGAAGAAGCCUGUCUGUGAUCUUUUACCGAGCUUUUUGAGAAAGAAAUAUUAUAUAUUGUUUUACUAAAAUUUACUGAAAUAAAGAACCAUUCAAAUCUUCA